Messenger RNA from Astyanax mexicanus (Mexican tetra), 4702 nucleotides. It is a transcript of the gene chdh, whose product is annotated as choline dehydrogenase. Gene Ontology annotation, cellular component: mitochondrial inner membrane. Gene Ontology annotation, molecular function: choline dehydrogenase activity; flavin adenine dinucleotide binding. NCBI's taxonomy places the organism in Eukaryota, Metazoa, Chordata, Actinopteri, Characiformes, Acestrorhamphidae. Bases 151 to 1962 code for a protein of 603 amino acids. The record is from RefSeq and is a predicted model, not a curated record. The transcript has 8 exons.
GAGGACUCUGACCCUGGCUCCGCCCCCAAAGAUACAACCACCGACCACAAACAACCGACGGAAAAAAAGGUUUUCUGCUCUCGGACUUUUACUCAGUUACAGAGAAAUUAGCCCCUUACGGACCUUAAGGACUCAAAAUCCUACAUUGUAAUGGUGCAUGUCCCCCGUUUGGCACGGCUGGCUUUAGGCCUUGGCAGGCAUGCCAGUGUAGUACCAGCCUUGCCAUGUUCUUGUUUAAACCCACAGCACAGGCACAGACACUACAGCACUGUCUCAGCUAGUCCGAAAAACCCAUCCUUCAGCUAUGUCAUCGUGGGGGCCGGGUCUGCGGGCUGUGUGCUGGCCAACCGCCUAUCAGAGAAUUCCUCAGAGUCUGUCCUUCUCUUGGAAGCAGGGCCUAAAGACAUGGUGCUGGGCAGCAGACGGCUGUCGUGGAAGAUCCACAUGCCAGCAGCGCUGACCUAUAACCUUUGUGACGAUAAAUACAACUGGUACUAUAACACACUACCCCAGGAUGGAAUGGAUGGCCGAGUGAUGUACUGGCCCCGUGGGCGGGUGUGGGGUGGCUCGUCCUCCCUCAAUGCCAUGGUGUACAUCCGAGGGCAUGCAGAAGAUUACAACCGCUGGCACAGGGAGGGGGCUGAGGGCUGGGACUAUGACCAUUGCCUGCCGUACUUCCGGAAGGCGCAGACCCAUGAGUUGGGAGCCGACCGUUACAGGGGUGGCAGUGGCCCCCUGCACGUCUCCCGCGGGAAGACUGACCAUCCCCUGCACCAUGCGUUCAUUGAGGCUAGUCAACAGGCUGGUUACCCCUUCACUGAUGAUAUGAAUGGUUACCAGCAGGAAGGAGUUGGCUGGAUGGAUAUGACCAUUUAUAAAGGCAAAAGGUGGAGCACAGCCAGUGCAUACUUGAGGCCAGCUCUGUCCAGACCCAACCUAAAAGCUGAAGUCGGGUGCCUGACCACACGUGUCUUAUUUGAUGGGACCCGAGCAGUUGGAGUGGAGUACCAACAGAAUGGACAAACAAAGAAGGUAUUGGCUGACAAGGAGGUCAUUCUCAGUGGUGGUGCCAUUAAUUCCCCACAGCUUCUCAUGCUGUCUGGGGUUGGAAACGCUGACGAUUUGCAAAAACUGGACAUUCCCGUCGUACAGCAUCUUCCAGGAGUUGGCAGCAAUCUGCAGGACCACCUGGAGCUAUAUGUCCAGCAGCAGUGUACUCAGCCCAUUACUCUGUACAAGGCUCAGAAACCUUUCCAUAUGAUUAAGAUCGGCCUGGAAUGGAUGCUUAAGUUCACAGGCUACGGAGCCACAGCUCACCUGGAGAGUGGAGGCUUCAUUCGGAGUCGCCCUCACGUGACUCAUCCUGACAUUCAGUUCCAUUUUCUGCCCUCGCAGGUCAUCGACCACGGCCGUGUUAACUCCAAGAUUGAAGCCUACCAGGUACAUGUGGGACCAAUUAGGAGUACGAGUGUAGGCUGGUUAAAACUGAAGAGCAAAAAUCCGCAUGAUCAUCCUCUUCUCCAACCAAACUACCUCUCAACCGAUAUCGACGUGUGGGAAUUCCGCCAGUGUGUGAAGCUGUCCCGUGAAAUCUUCGCCCAGAAAGCCUUCGAUCCCUUCCGAGGCCCUGAGGCCCAGCCGGGCCCUGCCGUCCAAUCAGAUGCCGAGAUCGACGCCUUUGUUCGUCAGAAAGCCGACAGCGCCUAUCACCCGUCCUGCACCUGCAAGAUGGGCAGGUCUUCUGACCCCAUGGCCGUGGUGGACCCCCAAACACGGGUCUACGGCCUGGAGGGUCUGAGGGUGGUGGAUGCAUCCAUCAUGCCCAGCGUAGUGAGCGGAAACCUGAACGCCCCGACCAUUAUGAUCGCAGAAAAGGCAGCAGACGCCAUUAAAGGUCUUCCUUCUCUCCACGAUCCUGACGUACUUGUAUACCAACCAGCCAGCCUGGAGACACAGAGGUAAAACUACUGUUGCUGCUGCUGCUGUGGAAGAGCUGGGUCCAGGAUGAGCAGUGUGGGGAGUACUGGGUGUAAGGGAGUCAUCGGCUGAGUUCUGCUCAUUAAUUCUGAGAUGUUUUAAUAUUGAGUGAACUUUAAUGAUCUUUUUAUUACCUUUUUUAAAAAGCAAAAAGGGGGAAAAAACCUAGGCAGGUUUCUUCUGGGCCUUGAAUGAAUCCCUGAAAUCCAACAGUUAGAUUUGAAUUGUGAUUAAAGCUGCGUUCCAAAGUUUAGGCUGCAUUCAGGGGUCAAGGUGUAGAGCUGGUCUUUAGUGGGAGUGUCCUACUAUUAAGACUUCAUCUUAAUAGCCUUUUACUCACAGAUAUAACACAGUUUAACCCUUUCAGACCUGAAUUAUGUGCCAGUUACAGAGUGAUAAAAAUAAAAGAAUGCUUUCUGUUUUUAAUGCACACUAAAGAAAACUUUUAUUAGAAUAUUCUAAUAUAAAAUCUAUUUAACAUUUUUAUCAUAUUAAGAAAAAAAAUAUGAAAUUGCUUUUGACGUUUUUUUUUUAUAUUUGAUGUUGACCUGAACAGUAAAACCAACAAGUUUAAAAAAGGAUUUUAAAUCACAUAAAAUAGUUUUAAAAAAUAGCUCUUGCUUUGCCUCAUUGGCUCAAGUGCUGCCAUGCCCUAAUGUCUGAGUGGAGGUUUUUCCCAGUGCAAUUUUUUUUUUGGUGCAAAGCUACUGUUUCAUUGGCUGGUUCAUGAAAUGAUGAUUGUAUUAUAUGCAGGGUCUGAAAGGGUUAAUGAGAUUUUAUUUCAAGCUUUUACAUUUCUUCAGAAAUCAUUUAGAAAUGGUUUUAAAACAUUUUAAAAUGAGCCCUGCUUUAUUUUGUGCCAAAUUUUGUGGUGCUGUUUUUUUCUUUUUGUCCUUCAAAUUGAUUCAUCAUGCGCAGAGAAUUGUGGGUGUCUGAGAGCUGCAAAAUAUGCAUCAGUUGCGUAAUUUAUAUCUCUCUAAACAUUGACUGCAUUUCCCGUUUGUACAUAGUGGGUCCUUCUCUUUGGAACCAAGAAAUGCCAAGAAUUGCAGAACACUUGGCUGCACCUUAGACUUUGGAACGCAGCUAGUGUUCCGACUGAAACUGUGGUUUUAUCUAUUGGGUUAAAGUUUUCCAGCAUCUUUUAAAUGUUAUAAAUGUCCUUUUAUCAUACUAAUACUAAUAGAGGCAAGUUUAGUUCAUACGGUACCUCAUGCAGUUCCACAGUAUUGACUUUACCAAGGAAAGCAGAAUUAAUCAUAUUACUUGGAAUCAUGGUUUUCUUCUAGAAAAUGUCACUUUGGACCAUGUCUUAUUUAAGGGGUACUGAACUUCCUUUACUGAUGAUAUAUUUGCACUGCUUCAAAAUGUUUUUAAAGUUCUGAAAAAAGCCACAGUACAGUCAUUUAUUCUAGACUCACACUAAAAUAAACUUUCACCGCUUUCCAGCCUUAAUUAUUCACUGUUUAGUCUUGUUACAUCCUGUUAUGUAACAAGUUUCUCUUAUUACACCUUUUUAAAGCACCUCAUUCAGUAUUAGGAAUGAAAGCACAGGGUGUUUCAUACGAAGUUUGGUGUUUUUGUGUGGGUUAUAAAGAAACCGACAGGAAUGUGUUCAGAAAUGGUGAUGUCCUAAAUACUUAUAAUACUCUAUUUUAUGCAAACUGUUAAACACUGCCACGUAGUUUGUAUGCACAAGUGACCCAGCACUAAUAUAAUAAUAAUAGCUGCUCUGUGGUGUGCCUGUCCCUGAGCAUUGAAGAACAGGGGAAGGAGAUUUAUAAUAAUAAUAAUAAUAAAGUAUACAGAAACACAUAGUCAAAAUUAAACAAUGGGCUGUGAUUACUGAAAUACAAAGUGCUGCUAUAAAAAAGGUGGUUUUAAUGUUAUGGCUGAUCAGUGUAUGUCUCAAUGUUUGAGAACAACCUUCUUAUGAAUCUAUCCAGUCUAUAAAUGUUUGACAUGCAAUAUAGAACUACAACAAUUUUUCCGAUAUGGAGGAGGUUUUAAUGUUAUGGCUGACUGAUGUAUGUCUAAAUGUUUGUUGACACCCCUUUAAUGAAUCAAUCCAGUCUGUAAGUAUUUGACAUGCAAUAUAGAACUACAACUUUUCUCCAGAACUACAACUUUUUCUACUGCUCCUGUGUGGUCAGUGGAUCACAGUAUACAGUGAUUGUAGAGAAGCAAGGUCUUAUACGGUCUUAAUGUUAUGGCUAAUCAACGUAUAAGAAUAUCUUAAUGUGACUGUAUGUAUACUAACAUUUCUGCCUGUGUGCUUUGGAAUAUGGAAUGUGUAACGCUGUGCUUCGAACAAGGAGAGAGAGAUUAAAUAUGCAAAUGUUUAUUGUUUACAAAAUAUUGAUUUUAUUUUUCUCCAUUGUUGGUGAUCUAUCUGUACCAGCAUGUUUGUUUUUCUUUUCUGUACACAGUUUGUUUAGUUAUAAAAUAAUCCAGGCCAAAACGAACAAGAAAGAAAAGCGUACAAAAACAAAAUUGUCCAUCGGUACAAAACUGACAGUGCUGGGCGAAGAGCUACAGGACAGGUUUUGGACUAGCUGGACUAAAAACAUCAAACAAAGAAUAGAGAUUUCAAGUUCAAGUACACAAAAUCACUAUAUGAAAAUAAACAUUUUCAUCAUACUUUUUAUUUUAUUAUUUUUACAUCGUCUCUUUCGUCAUUGUAACAGAUCAUGACAAAAUCCUAAUAAAAUUUAAAUUUCUGAAA